CACACACGCGAAAACACAGAAACAAUAAUGGAGUCAAAACCACAUGCUGUGUUGAUUCCAUUUCCAGUUCAAGGUCAUAUCAACUCAGUGCUGAAACUAGCGAAGCUGCUUCAUCUUAAAGGCUUCUUCAUAACUUUUAUCAACACUGAGUUCAACCAUAAACGCUUGCUCAAAUCUGGAAGUUUCAAAAGCCUUGAUGGCCUCCCAGAUUUUCGAUUCGAAACCAUUCCAGAUGGUCUUCCUCCUGCUGAGGAUGAAAACGCCUCUCAGGACUUACCCUCUCUUGGUGUCUCUAUAAUAAAGAAUUGUAUCCUUCCCUUUCAAAACCUUCUUGGAAGACUCAAUGAUUCUGCUUCUAAAGGCCUUAUACCCCCAAUCACUUGCUUGGUUUCUGAUGUUGCCAUGUACUUCACCGUUGAUGUUGCUGAAGCACUUGGACUGCGCAUUAUUCUACUUUGGCCUGCUAGUGCUUAUUCAUUGUUGGGUAUUUUGCACUAUCAAAAUCUACUUGACAGAGGGAUUAUACCUCUCAAAGAUGAGAGCUAUCUGACAAAUGGGUACUUGGAGAAGGAAAUAGACUGGAUUCCAGGAAUGAGAAAUAUCAAGUUGAAGGAUCUCCCUACCUUUUUGAGGACUACAGAUAUAAAUGAUUUCUAUUUGCAAUUUAGCAUUAUAUCAAUGGAGAAGGCUCAGAAAGCCUCCGCCAUUUGUUUCAACACAUUUGACGAGAUUGAAGGGGAGGCAAUGAGAGCUCUUUCCACCAUUUUCUCCUUUCCUCUUUACACCAUAGGCCCUUUCCCUGCAUUUCUAAGCCAAAUUCAACGGAACAACCAGUUGCUAUCUUUGAAGUCUAGUCUUUGGAAAGAAGAGACACUGUGUCUUGAUUGGCUAGAACUCAAGCAGCCUAGAUCCGUGGUUUAUGUCAAUUUCGGAAGCAUCACAGUCAUGCCUCCAGAAAAACUAAAUGAGUUUGCCUGGGGCUUGGCCAACAGCAAGAAAGCCUUCUUGUGGAUCAUAAGGCCUGAUCUUGUGAAUGGUGGUUCACUGAUUCUAUCAUCUGAGUUUCUGAGUGAGAUUCAAGAUAGAGGCCUUAUAGCAAAUUGGUGUGAACAAGAAAAAGUUUUGAACCACCCUUCAAUUGGAGGAUUCUUGACUCAUUGUGGAUGGAAUUCCAUGACAGAAAGUAUUUGUGCAGGAGUUCCUAUGGCAUGUUGGCCUUUCUUUGCAGAUCAACAAACGAACUGUAAGUAUGCAUGCCAAAAUUGGGAAAUUGGGGUUGAGAUUGAUAAUGAUGUGAAGAGAGAAGAAGUGGAGAAGCUUGUGAAUGAGUUGAUCGAAGGAGAGAGAGGGAAGAAGAUGAGACAAAAGACUUUAGAGUGGAAGAAAAUUGCUGAGGAGGACACAAGAGCUGGUGGUUCUUCUUACAUCAAUUUGGCAAAAAUGAUUAAAGAUGUGAUGAUCAAAACCAAAAACUAAAGUAUUAGUUAAUGUCCUCGUAAUCUAGUGAUAUGAGAGUUUCUUUAUAAGUAAAA
Neltuma alba is the source of this 1532-nucleotide messenger RNA. Its product is annotated as 7-deoxyloganetin glucosyltransferase-like. Bases 28 to 1476 code for a protein of 482 amino acids. The transcript is spliced from 2 exons. The record is from RefSeq and is a predicted model, not a curated record. Gene Ontology annotation, molecular function: quercetin 3-O-glucosyltransferase activity; quercetin 7-O-glucosyltransferase activity. NCBI's taxonomy places the organism in Eukaryota, Viridiplantae, Streptophyta, Magnoliopsida, Fabales, Fabaceae.